This is a messenger RNA of Elephantulus edwardii (Cape elephant shrew), 444 nucleotides long. It is a transcript of the gene SELENOM, whose product is annotated as selenoprotein M-like. Gene Ontology annotation, cellular component: endoplasmic reticulum lumen. The transcript is spliced from 5 exons. NCBI's taxonomy places the organism in Eukaryota, Metazoa, Chordata, Mammalia, Macroscelidea, Macroscelididae. The record is from RefSeq and is a predicted model, not a curated record. Gene Ontology annotation, molecular function: oxidoreductase activity.
AUGCGUCGCCUGCAGCCUCUGCUGCCGCCUCUGCUGUUGCUGCUUCUCGCGGCGCUUUCAGCCUCCGCCACCAGCACAUUCCAGCCCGACUGGAACCGUCUGCGCGGCCUGGCUCGGGCCCGGGUAGAGACCUGUGGGGGAUGACAGCUGAACCGCCUGAAGGAGGUGAAGGCCUUCGUCACCCAGGAUAUCCCUUUAUAUCACAACCUGGUGAUGAAACACCUCCCGGGAGCCGACCCAGAACUCGUGCUGCUGGACCAACGCUACAAGGAACUGGAGCGCAUCCCUCUGAGCGAAAUGACCCGUGAAGAGAUCAACGCGCUGGUGCAGGAGCUCGGCUUCUACCGCAAGGCGGCGCCCGACGCGCCCGUGCCCCCCGAAUACAUGCAGGCGCCCGCCAGACCAGCGGAGGGCGCUGCAGACCCGGACCACGCCGACCUCUAG